AAAGAGCUGAAAAUACCAAUAUUUAUACAAGAAAUUUGUUACAAUUGGCCAAAAUAAGCUAAAAGUUGGCUAUUAAUAAUAAUAAUGAAAAUUGCUACAAGUUGCUAAAAUUAUCUAAAACAUGACUAUCUAAAAUGUAGCUCAAAAUAUGCUAGAGCUGCCAAGCUGGCACAAAAAAGCUAUUACACGUGGCUAAAAAUACUUAUCUUAAAGUGAACUAAAAAUAUGUCAAACAUAUGUACUUUAAAGGUUAGCUAGAAACAUGCUAAGAAAAGCUAUAUUGUCGCAAACACAACUGCUUUUGCUGUCUAUUAAGAAACAUGAUUUGAAGAGGCAAAAAGAAUUAUAUAUUUGCGCAUAUUUGAAGCUAAAUUUGUAGCUUUUCAGCUUUAGAUAUAGCCAUAAUGUAGCUUGAGCAGCGGCAACACAGAUGCGGAAGGUGUUGUCGCGCUAAAUGUUUUUGAUGCAAUCAAACACAGCAACAAUAACAACAAAAUAUGAAACCGAAACGCAUGUUUAAUUAAGAUUCCGGUUCGAGGGCUGAUGUUCGUGUUCGGAUCGAACGUGGCGCUUCUUGGCAAUCGCUUGCUAAUUUUUCUUAUAAAUAGCCACAGAUAUUUCAAAAAGGCACAGCAUAACGCAACACCCCACAAGCCCAGCCACAACUUGAGUCACAAAUAUGUUUAAUAGCAAAACACAAGCCCAAAACCUCGGCCUGAUGCUGCUGCAGCUGCUGCUGCUGCUUGUGGCAGCUGUCAGCAUGGAUGCUGCGGCGUUGCGGCCGCGUCGCGAUGUCUCACACUUGCCGCUGGAGUACUUGCCGCCUGUGGUGCUGCCGCCGCUGCCUAGUCGCGAUUACCUGCCGCCCGUGGAGCAGCAUGCCGCCAGCUUGCCGCACGUUGUGACGCCACCUCGUGAUUAUCUGCCACCUGUGGAGUCACUGCAGCUGAGCAACGAGUAUUUGCCGCCCGCAUCCCUCGAGCAGCUAAGCGAGUCAACAACCGAGGCAGCACCAGCCACAACAACUAGCACCACAGAGCUGCCUACAACAGAGGCUGCGCCCACCAACCCCACCACGGAGCAGCCGGCAGCUGUGGAAACCGAAUCACCUGUGGAGCCCGAAACGCACGAAGAGAUUGUGGAGCCUGCCGGCGUGCUGCACGCGGAUGGCUAUCAUUAUGCCGCGCCCGACAUCAUACCCGACCUGACGCCCACGGCUGCGCCCGUGGAGGCCUAUUUGCCGCCACUCGAUGACAAUGCCGUGGUGGCUGAGGAGCUGCCGGAGAGCGAGGAGUCCGCCGCUUUGCUGGACGAUGGCUAUCAUUAUCGCGCGAUCAGGCGGCUGCGCUUCUAA
Messenger RNA from Drosophila virilis, 1354 nucleotides. RefSeq lists its product as uncharacterized. The record is from RefSeq and is a predicted model, not a curated record. Lineage: Eukaryota; Metazoa; Arthropoda; Insecta; Diptera; Drosophilidae.